AUGGUACAUUCAGACUUCGCGGAAGGGGCCAACACGCCUGUCAACAUGACUGUGGAUCAAACGAGACCAGACAUCAGAAUAGUGUACAACAGAGGACGCAAGACACCAUCAGGCGAUGACAUCUGUGGCAGACCAGUAGUUCUGGUUCUGGAUCUGUCUGGUUCCAUGCUUGAGUUUCCUCCACCGUCCUCUCUACCAACAGACUCCUCCACCGUCCACUCUACCAUUAGUCUCCUCUACCGUCCUCUCUACCCCCAGUCUAACCCACCGUCCUCUCUACCACCAGUCUCCCCCACCGUCCGCUCUACCACCAGUCUCCCCCACCGUCCGCUCUACCACCAGUCUCCUCCACCGUCCACUCUACCACCAGUCUCCCCCACCGUCCACUCUACCACCAGUCUCCCUCACCGUCCUCUCUACCACCAGUCUCCCCCACCGUCCGCUCUACCACCAGUCUCCCUCACCGUCCUCUCUACCACCAGUCUCCCCCACCGUCCGCUCUACCACCAGUCUCCCCCACCGUCCUCUCUACCACCAGUCUCCCCCACCGUCCUCUCUACCACCAGACUCCUCUACCGUCCACUCUACCACCAGUCUCCUCCACCGUCCACUCUACCACCAGUCUCCCCCACCGUCCACUCUACCACCAGUCUCCCUCACCGUCCUCUCUACCACCAGUCUCCCCCACCGUCCGCUCUACCACCAGUCUCCCUCACCGUCCUCUCUACCACCAGUCUCCCUCACCGUCCUCUCUACCACCAGUCUCCCCCACCGUCCGCUCUACCACCAGUCUCCCUCACCGUCCUCUCUACCACCAGUCUCCCCCACCGUCCUCUCUACCACCAGUCUCCCCCACCGUCCUCUCUACCACCAGACUCCUCCACCGUCCACUCUACCAUAAUGACUCCACCACCGUCCAGUCUACCACCAGUCUCCCCAACCGUUCACUCUACCACCAGUCUCCUCCACCGUCCUCUCUACCACCAGUCUCCUCUACCGUCCACUCUACAACCAGUCUCCUCCACCGUCCUCUCUACCACCAGACUCAUCUACCGUCCUCUCUACCACCAGACUCCUCCACCGUCCACUCUACCACCAGUCUCCCCCACCGUCCACUCUACCAGCAGACUCCUCUACCGUCCACUCUACCACCAGUCUCCUCUACCGUCCACUCUACCACCAGUCUCCUCUACCGUCCACUCUACCACCAGUCUUCUCUACCGUCCACUCUACCACCAGUCUCCCCCACCGUCCACUCUACCACCAGACUCCUCCACCACCUUGGAUGACUCUGGCAAAGUGCCGUUGAACCUUCUCUAUCUGAAUCGUAUCCUGGCCACGUAUGCCCCUUAG
Messenger RNA from Haliotis rufescens (red abalone), 1353 nucleotides. RefSeq names its product extensin-3-like. The record is from RefSeq and is a predicted model, not a curated record. The transcript has 3 exons. Lineage: Eukaryota; Metazoa; Mollusca; Gastropoda; Lepetellida; Haliotidae. The coding region runs from base 1 to 1353 and encodes 450 amino acids.